UUAACUAGAACUUGUUACGGAACACCAAUUCACAAUAACUGUUACAAUACUAUGGAAUCAAUAAUAGAUACUGAAACAAAUAACUACCUAUUUAUGACACAUGUAUUAGAUACAAAAAAUAUAGUUUAGUGCAUUUCAUUACACCUUUAUGCCAGUGCUAAAAAUACCCAUAUAAUUACUUACAUAUAUUUAUCCGAUUUUCCUAAAAAAAUACAGCGCAGUAAAUGAUUUGUGAAGUCUGUGAUUUCGCACAACUUCAAUCAACAACUCGUAACGCAAACUGCCAGGAUAUGAUUACAGCUGAGCUCUGUGAUAAAAGUAACUGAUUGAUAAAACCGAUUUUAGUCUCCCAAUAAUUACUAUUGAGCUCGUGGCUAAGUCAAAGCAAAUAACGAUUAAUCAUAAGGUUAAGCAAUUAUUGGCGCGGUCGGACUUUAGAUGGGAUCUUGUCGUAACGAGCUCUUCCGUGAUCUGUUAUUAUUCUUAGUUUCCUAUUCAAACAAACACAUCCUAUAAUUAUCACAUCUUAUAAGUAAUUUUUAGGAGUUUGUUACUCUAGCUGAACAAUGGGUCAGAUAUAUGUGUAACACCAAGUAGUAAAUUUAUUAAUAUUAGUAGUUUAUCUCCCAAUAAAUCCUUAAAAGUACCUAUUGUAAAAAAAUCUUUCUUCACUCUACUUUAUAUCCAAACAAAUAAAUAAGUAGUAGAUAAAUCGAUAGUAUAAUACUGACGUAAUGACGUGGAGAUAUUAUGAGGAUCCCUAUAUAUUUUAUUGUACAUGGCAAUAUUUAAAAAGGGCAUUAAAAAAGUGAUUAAAAAUCUGUAGAAAUUAUGACGGCGAUACUCGUAAUUGGCGACUCUCCGAUGUAUGUAGGUAUAUGUAAAUGUGUAGGUACUUUACUUAAUAACCAUUAAAAAAAGUAAAUUUACCUAAAUCCAAUCGAUUUAGUUAGGUAAAUCAGAUUUCACAUUAUAUUUAGUGCAGGCCUUAUAAAAAUAAAUGCCGAUAGUUCCGCACUGUGCACAAUAGUUGCCUGUGUACUCACUCAUAUGUCACUUAUUAAAGGCAUGCAAUGACUUUGCCAAAGGCCCGUCUUUAUUUUUCCAACAUGGCUCAGCUGGCUAAGGGCGGCGCUAGGCUGCGGUCGGUCCCUAUGCGAUUCCGAUAUCUUUUUCUGCUCGCAAUCGUUUUUGGUAGCAGUUUCAUUAUCAUUUCUAUCACCAAUCGUACAGAAAUACUUCUCGUCAAUAAUGACCAACCCUUAUCGGUUUUGAAUUUAUAUGGUUAUGAAAUGGAACCUGAGACAAGUUACACAAUUAAAACAGAAGGUUGUACGAUACCCGGCUUGACAGCGUUCGAUGAAACUGUAAAACCGUUUAAUCAACCUCCAACAAAGUUAAAAAGUUGCCCUAGCGCUAACUUUUCUCUUAUACUACACAACGAAACAUAUUUAUGGAUUAAUAAAGAACUUUUACAAUAUUAUGACGUACCUAAAGAAGGAAACGUCUCCUGUUGUUACAGAUCAUUUCACAGGCCAAAUGCGAUCGCUAAUGUUUUUUCAGAACAUGUCGAUGACAGAGUCCAAUACGAAGAUUGCAAGGACUUUAUUAAUUAUAUAAAGGUGGAGCAUGAAUUUGUAAAAGUAUCUUGUGAAUAUAAUGAAAAACAGAUAUACCAACAGUACUUUCUAUUCGCUCGCAAAAAACUUAACAAAAAAAAUAAGUCCGACGUUCAUAAGAAUGAAACAGAUUAUUACAAUGUGAUUGUGAUGGGCAUUGACGCAAUUUCAAGACUAAACUUUUAUAGAACCAUGCCGAAAACUUUGGCUUACCUUCAAAACAGAGGUGCUAUAGAAUUACUAGGUUACAACAAAGUGGGUGACAAUACAUUUCCUAAUUUAACACCGAUGCUGCUAGGCAUCAAAGAAACUGAUUUGAAGAGAACUUGUUGGCCUGAUAAUAAUGCAAAUUUUGAUAACUGUCCGUUUAUAUGGCAGUGGUACAAAGAAGCCGGAUUUUAUACAGCCCUGGGAGAAGAUAGUGCAACAUUGGGUACAUUUAAUUUUGCAAAAUAUGGCUUCAUCAAAACACCAACCGAUUAUUACAUAAGAACUUUUAUUCAUGAAGCAGAAGUGAACGUGGGUAAUACUAAAGAUUUUAAUUCAUAUAUCUGUAUGGCAAACAAAUACUUUUAUAAAGUACUUUUGGAUUAUAUUCAGGAUUUGACUUCAACUUUGGCAGAGUCCAAGUUGUUUGGAUUUUUUUGGGAAGUGUCAAUGAGUCAUGAUUACUUGACGUAUCCGAUGGCAAUGGACGACAGCUACGAGAGAUUCCUGAAAAGACUUGAUAAUAAUAAAUAUUUAGAUAAAACUGUUCUCAUACUAUUAAGUGAUCAUGGAAUAAGAUGGGGUGCAAUAAGAUUAACUAAACAAGGACGCCUAGAAGAACGUUUACCUUUUGUUCAUAUAUUAUUACCGCCAUCUUUUCGAGAGAAUUAUAAAUCGGCUUACGAAAAUUUAAAAGCAAAUAGUAAACGUCUGACUACACCCUACGACAUAUAUGCAACUUUGUCAGAUUUAAUAAAAUUGGAGGAAAUAAAUGAUGUAAAUAUCAAACAACGAACGGAGACAUCGUACGCACAAAGUAGAAGUAUCAGUCUGUUUUUGCCUGUCCCCAGUAAUCGAACUUGCAAGUUGGCUGGUAUCGACGAUCACUGGUGUACUUGUCACAAAAGUAUAAAAAUGCCUACAAAGAGUUUUGACGCCCGAGACGCCGCCGAACAACUGGUAAAAUAUUUAAAUGAAUAUUUAGCGGAGCACCGACAAUGUGCACAGCUGAAGCUUGACGAGGUUUUGGAGGUAACAGAGAUGUUAGCUGGUAAGCCGAGGAAGGACGAAGUCGGGUGGCGCGAGUUCAUGGCGGUGGUGCGCACGACGCCGGGCGGCGGCGUGUUCGAGGGCACGCUGCGCAAGAGCAGCGACAAGUGGAGCCUCGCCGGCACCAUCAGCCGCCUCAACCUGUACGGCGACCAGAGCCACUGUGUGCACCACUACCAACUGAAACUCUAUUGCUACUGUGGAUAAGUAUCUUAAUCCAAAUAAUAUUAAAAAGCUGUGAUAUUACCAAGUGUUGAUUCUACGAAAUGUUUAUAGACAAAAUAACGUAGCUAUAUGAGAACAAAAUAUUUUAGUUACAUGGAAGGAUAUUGAUUGAAAAUCCGGGCCUAAAAUAUGUAAUAAAUAUUGUUUGCCAGGAACGUGAUAUUUUUGUACAUAUUAGACGUUUGUAGUCAUUAAGAUAUACACGAAUUAGUAUCUAGUUAGCUAGUGACAUUAAUGUAUGUUGUAGUUUAAUGCUUUGCCUUCAAAAUCUUCAGCAUCUUAAAAUCUUACAUGUACAUAUCCUUAAACUAACCAUGACAUAUCUUUCGACGAUUUAUUAAAGUUAUCUUCAGAUUUUAUAAUGUGAUGGAAUUGUAGUUACAAAAACGUGUGUGGUUACGAAAAUAGAUAAUAAAUAAUAAUAUUUUUAAUAUGUGAUUAAUUACGUGUGAUGUCUGCAUUAUCUAUUUCAUAUUUGUUAAUACCUAACUGCUUAUUUUUGUGACAUCUAUUACCUUCUCUCAAAUAAUAUUGUUUAAUGAUAUCUUUCUACGCUAUGAAUAAACGCAUGAUACCUAAUUUUAUAAUGGUGUAUAAAUAACAUCAUAAUGCUAACGUGUAUAAUAUUUUACUUAUAUAAUUGUAAGUAUAUACAUUUAUAUUUUCAUUUAAUUUAUUCUUUUAUGAGAGAAUGUAUUAUAAACACAGUUUAAAAAAAAUAAUGGUGCAAUGCAUAUGUAAUUUAUUCUGAACAAUAAAUCGAUGAUAGUAAAGUGCCAAAAGUACUUAAUUGUAGCCUACCUAUAACAUUAGGAAUAGAUACUUUAGUAGGUUUGAGAAUAACCACAUAUCACAUAGAAAAUGUUUGAUUUGUAAUAAUACUGGAUCCUUAGAUUAACUUAGAUAUUCAAUACAAAACAAUUUUAUUGAAUGAGCCUAUCCGUAAAAUGUUACAAUGUCAUAUACACAUGAUUAAUGUUGUGUUCUAGAUAUACUACGUAAUAAGUGUUGUUAACAACUUCUGUGAAUAUUUUUUUUAUGUUAACCUAAGACAUUGACAUUAAAAAUUAUAAGAAAUGGCA
Messenger RNA from Helicoverpa armigera (cotton bollworm), 4183 nucleotides. RefSeq lists its product as uncharacterized. NCBI's taxonomy places the organism in Eukaryota, Metazoa, Arthropoda, Insecta, Lepidoptera, Noctuidae. The coding region runs from base 1074 to 3083 and encodes 669 amino acids. The transcript has 2 exons. The record is from RefSeq and is a predicted model, not a curated record.